Messenger RNA from Kalmanozyma brasiliensis GHG001, 2073 nucleotides. RefSeq lists its product as uncharacterized. The coding region runs from base 1 to 2073 and encodes 690 amino acids. NCBI's taxonomy places the organism in Eukaryota, Fungi, Basidiomycota, Ustilaginomycetes, Ustilaginales. The transcript has a single exon. The record is from RefSeq and is a predicted model, not a curated record.
AUGGGCGCUAAGGAGACCGACGCUGAAGAUACAGGGGCGCAAUCAGUCACUGGACUGAUGGACGCGGUACAUCUCAAACCCCGCCAUGGCCGAACCCAGUCCGACUCGGACAACAGCGCAGCUUCCUUCGACUUUGACGAGGAGCGUCCAUCCCAAGAUGACGAUGAUAUCGACAACACACCAGCCACCUCGUAUGGCGGCUUCCUGUCCACCCGCAGCGACGUCUCGGCGGACGCAAAAUCCGAGUCUAGCCAACUCUCCAACAUUCUUCCUCUCAACUGCGGCCUAUCCGUUGCAUCCGAAGACCCUGGCAGGAUGGAAGAGCUCAAACACGAGGUCGAAGCUCUCUUUGACCGCUUCAUUCCCGACUUCCAAGCACAGCAAGACGACAGCGGAAAAGCAGAUCAGCAGGAUGAGCCGACCUUGCUCAGCCGGAAUCUACCGGCCGUGCUGUCCGAAUUUGAGAAACAGAGGGAGCACCCUCUGAUCGAUCCAAAGGUCUACAGCCAGCUCGAGGUGUUCGCAGACGAGAAUCCGGACGUACCCAUCUCCUCCGACUUGCUCGUCAAACUCAUUCUCGAGCUCGAGUCCAGCGCACGCUCCGUCCUCUCGGACGAAGUUGGUCUCAAGACCCCUCCGCUCAUGGACAGGGCAUUGUCACACAGCACUGGCAACGACUCGACCCCGACUGGCGUCUCUGACGAUAUGGCGGAUCUGAGCCAGGACGAGUACCUGAUCCGCGACGGCGACAGCAGUCGUGACUCGUCACGAGAACUCAGCGCUGAGGCUGCUUUCAUCCUCAAUCUCAAGGAAGAUCUUCGAAUCGAGCGUGACAAGAACGAUGCUCUUCAGCAGAAUCUCUCGGACAAAGAGAGGCGCGUCAACACGCUCGAGCACAAGCUCACUACUUCGCAAGAGCAGUACGAAGAGCUCAUGCUCGAAGAACAGGCAAAGCUGGAGGAGCUGCACAAGCAGAUCCAAUCCCUUCGUCGCGAAGACAAGGACCUUCGCACCAAGUACUUUGAGGUGCAGGAACAGAACAACGCUUACGAGUUGCAGCUCACCGCUCUCAACACCCAGGUCGAAGGGGCGGAGAAGGCGAGCAUCAAGCUGCGCAGAGAUCUCGACGAGGAGUCGAGUCAGCUCAUCAAGGCCAAGGCGGACCUGGAUCGUCGGGUGAAAGAAGCCAAAGAGCUAUCCGAGUAUCUCGUGGAAUGCGAGCAGGCCAAGAACGCUGCCGAAGACGCCAAGCACGAAUUGCAGCAAGAGCUUGACAAGGUCAAGAUGGAAGCUGUCAAGCUACAGGGGUACAAGGAGGAGACCGAAGAGCUCCGAAGCACGGUGGACACGCUUGAAAUGGAGCUCGACGAGGUGCGUCGCCUUACCACCCUACACAGCAAAGAGUCCUCCAUCCAGCCGUCGAGCAAUCCCGGCACCAUGACGAGACGUCUCGGCAACGAGCUCGCCCGAAGCAUGGAGCUGGACGGACAUUCCUCGGGAGAAGACACGCAGGUGGAAGAUAAGGAUGGCGACACCAGCAAUGUCGACGACUAUGUCGAAACCGUCAUCCAGCGACGUCGAAGGAGGGUCGGCAAGGCCCGCAAAUCGGUCGAGAUGGUCACGCAAUCGAUCCAGACCGAUGUUCCUGAAGUCGCUGCCGUCGAGACCGUAGCUGCGACGGCGAGGCCGGACAGCUUUGCAGACACACAAUGUGCGCAAGUCAAUUCAACAAAGCCGCAGAACUUUUUGCAGUCAUUCUCGGCUGUAUUGCGCGCCAACGUCCUUUCCAUCAUGGUGAUGGUCUUGGCCGUCGGUCUCGCGACUGGUCUCAUGCUCAACACUUCGCGCGACAUCUACCACAUCCACCGGCAUACUCUCGACGCAGAAGAGUUUAGGAAGCUCAACCAUCUCCCGACUUCGACGCAAAACUUCUACUACGACAGCCGCUAUCCCAGUGCGGUUGUUGCCGGCAACUUUGUUGACGACCGCAUUGGGCCCAUUGUGGAUGCCAUGCAGUCGAUCAUUGGCCUCGGCAAUCCUUCAAGGCCGCCAGCGGAUGGCAUUGUAUACUAG